AUGUCCAGACCAUCAUCGUCGAGAGACAGUCUGCACCUUGAGCCUCCUAGGAAGAGUGUCGAGUUAGAGGAUCCCGGCGCUCAUGAGUUAUCGUCAGAAGGCGAAGAUGAACACUUCUCGGAUGCCUCAGAAGGCCAGAAAAGACCCUCUCGGCCAGUAACUCCUGCAUCCCCGAUUCCGAAGACACGCAUUGAAAAGGUCGACGAUGAGCCACGAUAUGGAGAAGUCCCCGGCACGCCUGCAUACGAGAAACGGGUCCUUGAUGCUGUACCUGACGAGGUCGAGAUUGUCCAAGAAGGUCGCCUCAGUAAACGCUCUUCUCAACUGCUGGAACCACCCACCACUCCUGGUGGUACUCUCAUACCUCGGACUGUGGUUGAGCUUCUAGACCCAGAGUCUCCCAGUUACGGCGAAGUUCCAAAGACUUCGGCCUACAUUCAGAGGCAGAUGGAUGCAGUUCCCGACGUCAUUUUGAAGAAUCCCGAGCCUGGGAGGCUACACCAUUACACCGAUGAGGAGGGAGGAGGAGGAGAAGGAUCUUCCUCUUCUCCCAAUGUUCCGGUGCCGGCAACUAUCGUUACCCGAGUUGAUAGUUUUCCUGCCCAUGGCGAAGUUCCAGGCACAGAAGCCCAUAAAAAAAGAACGCUUGAUGCUUCUCCAGAUAUCACCGAGAAGAAGGGCAACGGAGCAGGGUCACCCAUCCUCAACAGAUCUUUGAACGCCACAAGACGGAGGUCCACUUUACACGACGACGACGACGAUGACGACAAUGAUGGCAACGACCGUAAUGACAACGACUUCGGAGACGAUUUCGAUGAUUUUGAAGAAGGCGCACAAGCUGGGGCAGAGGAUGACUUUGGGGACUUUGACGAUGGCUUUGAAGAACCUGAAACUAUCGAGUCGCCACCUCUUGUAUCUACUUCACAAUCAAGUUCUAUACCAGCCACUGCAUUCCCCCUGGUUGAGUCUGUUGCGCUUUCAUCAAUACCAGAUUUCCUCGCUGCGGCACAAAUGCACUUAGAUGCCAUGUUCCCUGCCACUACGACUGACUACUCCUCUCGAAUUCCACCACAACAACCGAUCUCGGAUUCCUCACCUAUCUUCCCCUCGGAGCGCUCACGUUCACUCUGGAAGCAACUGAUCACACCACCCCCUCUCCAACCACCCAAUUGGACGCAAUCACGAAUCCGGCGACUGUUCCUGGUCAGUCUUGGGGUACCAGUUGACCUGGAUGAAAUUCUACCGCCAAGCAAGCAGAAGAAGCUUGUUUUACCAGACAUCAAUUUAGAACCCUCGUCACGCAGAUCGGAAGGGGAUAAGACAACAGGAUCUCUAGCACGUCUCAAGGCGCAAGCUGGGGCAAAUGACUCUUCUGCCUCGAUCGACAGCUCACAAUCAGGUGCCGCCAAAGAAGGCCAAAGAGUACCUCGCUCAAGGAAACCAAAAGGACCUCCUCCGCCGCCUGAGCUAGACCUAGCAGCUGUUCGACGCCUCUGCGCCACCACCGAAGAAAAGCUUGAAGGCUUAACUGACGAAGAGUUACAGAGCCACGUGGAGGAAUUAAACGAGCUGACAGCAAGGACAAGUGAAGUCUUGGAGUACUGGUUAAAACGAAGGGAUGGUUUGGUAAAGGAAAAGGAAGCAUUUGAAGGUGUCAUCGAGAAUCUGGUCAGGCAUGCCAGGAGGGUGAGGAAAUAA
Molecule: messenger RNA, 1698 nt
Organism: Fonsecaea monophora
Lineage: Eukaryota; Fungi; Ascomycota; Eurotiomycetes; Chaetothyriales; Herpotrichiellaceae
Exons: 4
Coding region: 1-1698 (565 amino acids)
Source: RefSeq, a predicted model, not a curated record